GUGGAGCAGAGGGUUUCCUGCUCAGCUCCUGUGAGGACCAGCCUGCCCUGGGAGGUACGACGCCCUAGGACCAGCAUUGUGACUGUGGACCCCUGGACCCUCAGCCCCGGCCUCUCUCCUGGAGGGCCUCUUGGAAGUCGUUCCGUGUCUCCAGACUCCAGAGCCAGCCUUGAAGUCACAGCUGGGAGCCCAGAUUGCUAUGGAGGAGCAGAGACCCACCAAACGCUUCCACUUGAUGGCCCCAGAUCAAGGUGCUCAGCCCUACACGGCGCGCUGCCCUGGGGGAAGAGGCGGAGACCCUGGGGGGCCCGCCGGCCCAGCCCAGCCCUCGAGACCCUUGGCCUACGUGAAGCCCGUCGUCGUGAGAUGCGAGGCCCCCCGCUUCGUGGGAGGCGCCGCGCAGACAGGCCGAACCCGCCGCCGAGGGGGCGGCCACCGGGCCGGGAGGGACCCCCGCGCUCCGGGGGAGCCGGUGCGCCUGCUUGGGCCGGACCCGCGUGUGGAGCCGGGGCCCCGCCAGCCCCCGGAGCCAGAGGCGGGGCAGACGCAGACCCUCACAGCCAGCAGAGCGGCCGAGGCGGCGGCCGCGCGCGGGCUGACCCGUCAGGAGCUGCAGGACGCCUACGGACAGUGGGGCCUCGGAGAGGUCCGGCCUGCGCACUGCGCCUACGUGGGCUUCGUGCCCGCGGGCUCCGCCAUGAUCAUGGUGCAGACGCAGUCCGGCGUCUACCUCUACUCCAGCCCCGGGGUCCAGGCCCAGUCCCGCCAGCCUCCCUCUCUCUAAAGACCCCCGAGCCGCGCCAACUGCAGCCCCAGCCCUGUGCCCUGAGCCCACCUGCGUUGUCCGGGCUGAACCCUGAACCUGAACGCUCCCCUGCCGGCCCGCCAGCCCACGUCUGCUUCCCAAAGACCAGCAGGACUGAGGCACCGGGCAGAGGGGCCCAGGACGCGCCCCCUGAGCGGGGAGGAGCUGUGGGCGGCGCUCCACAGCCAGCGGGGGCGGAGUCAGGAUGCCCGGGUCCCUGGCGGCCUGCGGAAGGUGGCCAGUGGCUUCCCCUCGGAGGACAGAGGCGGAUGCUAAGCGAGGGCUGGGAGUGACACACGGGGCGAGGCUCCAUCCUGAGAAACUCCAGGAGUUGCUGCCUGGGCAGGCCUGCAGGGAGGGCAGAAUAGGCCAGACCACCCCGCUCCUUCAGCGGCAUCGCGACUCCGGAGAACCCCGAGGAGACAGCCUGGGAGUCUGGGAGUCUCCGGUCCUGUAACCCGGACAGUAAGCUGGACCCGGGGGCUGGCAGACAGGAGGGGCUGGGGGAGCAUCGAGGGAUGGAAGCAGGCCUGAAGGCAGCCCGGGCCUCCUGAGCACAGGAGCGCAUAGGCUGGUGGAAAAGCCCUUCCUGGGAAAGCACUGACGACGUUCUUCAGCCAGGAGACAACAAGAAGCGGGAAGCAGGGAGAUGAGGAAACUGCAUCAUUAUAAAGUCUGAAUGAAGACAACCUGGGCUUCCCUGGUGGCUCAGACAGUAAGGAAUCUGCCUUCAAUGUGGGAGACGCAAGUUCGAUCCCUGGGUGGGGAAAAUCCCCUGGAGUACGAAAGUGUAACCCACUGCAGUAUUCCUGCCUGGAGAAUCUCAGGGACAGAGGAGCUUGGAGGGCUACAGUCCAUGGGGUGCCAAGGAGUCGGACACGACUGAGUGACUAACACUUUCACUAAAGACAGUCCUCAAAGAAAACGGAAUAAUCCAGAACAUAGGAACCUGGGGGGAUGGAAGCAUUCAAAGGAGCUAAAAGUGACUGAGAUUCUGUCUGGUCCCUGGGGUCCUGGGGUAUGUUGAGCCGAAGGAGCAGAGCCCCGGACAUCUGUAAGCAGGGGCGCCCAUUGGCAGCCUCUGAAUGAGCUGGGAUGAAAGAUUCCAAACAGACUGAGGAACACGUGGACCCAUGACUCCGAUGAAUCAAGCAAAAGGCACGGGAGUGACAGAAACACGGAGAAAGCAGGGUGUGUUGACAACGCCAAGGAAGGAGUAGGUGGUGGCGGCCUCCACUCCCAGCUUCACUGGGAGUGCCUUGCACACUUCACCACCAGGCAGGGGUUUUCCGGGGUUUUCUCCCAGCGCUGCUUGAUCAAGUUGAGGUAACUCCCAUCUCCUCCGUCGGAUAAGAGGUUUAUGAUGAACUGGAUUUCCUAUUUUAUUAAGCAGGCUUUGACUGCCUGAUUCAUUUGUAAGAGAAAACGUCCACGGAAAACCAAAAGAAUUCUUCCCACGAAAAAUGUUUUCUUGUGUAUUCAAUGAUCUGCUUGAAUAAACCUUUCUCCUGGCUUUUA
Molecule: messenger RNA, 2323 nt
Organism: Bubalus bubalis (water buffalo)
Lineage: Eukaryota; Metazoa; Chordata; Mammalia; Artiodactyla; Bovidae
Gene: PRR20G
Product: proline rich 20G
Exons: 3
Coding region: 200-784 (194 amino acids)
Source: RefSeq, a predicted model, not a curated record